This is a messenger RNA of Limulus polyphemus (Atlantic horseshoe crab), 2799 nucleotides long. RefSeq names its product synaptotagmin-1-like. Gene Ontology annotation, biological process: regulation of calcium ion-dependent exocytosis; regulation of dopamine secretion; cellular response to calcium ion. Gene Ontology annotation, cellular component: membrane. The transcript has 8 exons. Gene Ontology annotation, molecular function: calcium ion binding; calcium-dependent phospholipid binding; phosphatidylserine binding. The coding region runs from base 246 to 1898 and encodes 550 amino acids. NCBI's taxonomy places the organism in Eukaryota, Metazoa, Arthropoda, Merostomata, Xiphosura, Limulidae. The record is from RefSeq and is a predicted model, not a curated record.
AGCUGAUUUCAGGAACGUAACAACUAGACGCCAGAAACAUCUCCGGCGUGACAUCCGUAACCGUACAUACCCGUACAAGCAGGUGAGAAAAGGUCACGAGAAGUCAGAUAGGAAACAGAAAUCCGGGUGUCAUGAGAUAACUUGUAGUCUGACACUUGGUUGGUUACUUGAUUCUGAUACUGACAUCAGUUUGACGUCAUUCUGGUCUUGUUUGUCAGAAAGAUGCUUUAGGAAAAGAAGAUAAUAUGGCAGUUUCACCUCUGGAACUAAGCGUCGCAGUUGUCGUCGCGUUAACGUUUCUGAUUGGUUUAACUUUCGCUAUCUAUCGCUACUACAAGCGUAACAACAAGACCCAGGAUUCUUCUCAGCUUGCAGAGCCCUCUGUUUGGAAAGAGAGCAAGGAAUCUCGAGCCAAAGUCCUCGUAUUGACCGAAAGCGGAGCAACAGAGUCUCUCCAUCCGCAACAGAAUUUCAGUAUAUUCCGAGAGCAACCACAACGAAAGGCUUCACGUUUUCCGGCAUUUUGUGCCGUGGCCCCGACGGUGACCUCAGCGCAACCUAGCGGUCCCGUUUGUUCUGUCGUUAACACGGCUUCAACGUCGACCGUGGGUUCUCACUUGAAUGAACUUCAUGUGAGAUUAUCUCUGCCUGACGUUAACGUUCCGGAGGAAGAAGUAUCUCCAUCACAAUCGAGUUAUUCUCUGCCGAUGAUGCGCCGAGCUCGUUCAAUCGAUGUCCGACAGCUUCCACCAGUCCCCCUGUUGUCAAUUUCGGGUCGUACUGACAACCAGCAUUCGACGGUACCUAGUGAACCUCGAAGUCCAGUGUCACCGCAUCAUCGAGCUCCUUCUCCUGACACCUCCACAUUGUUCCCUAUACCAGACCCAUCGUUACGCUCUACAUGUUAUCUUACAGGUGCACGACCUCGAUCCGUUUCUCCAGCUUCUCCAUUGUUGUCACCUUCUUGUUCGUUGACCUCAGAGUCCGCCACCAGUCCUGGUGCUAUCAGUCCUAUAGGGGUCAUACAACCUGACCUAUACAAGACACAAGACAUGGUGUUUCUCCAAACUAACGACAGCGAGGAAGCUGACAAGUAUGGUCGACUCCACUUUCGCUUGAAAUAUGACUUUGAUCGAUCCGAUCUAGUGGUCCAUGUGAUUGAAGCCCAAGAUUUAGGAACACUGUCCGAAAACGGUUUCAAUGAUCCUUAUGUGAAGAUAACCUUAUUGCCAGAAGUCGACAGCAAACAAAGACAGACCGAUAUUUGCAGGAAUUCUACAGACCCAGUAUUUGACGAAAUAUUCAAGAUUCCCGUCUCUUUCGAGGAGUUGUAUGAAAAGAUGCUUUUACUACAGGUCUUUGAUUAUGAUAGAUACUCAAGAAAUGACGUCACCGGUGAAGUGAGAGUACAGAUGCGUGAUAUUGAAGUAACGACUGAGGUUGAGGUUUGGAGUAGCAUAACCAAGACAGAACAGGUCUCGCAAGAUAGGCCCGAGAUUUUGCUGUCGCUCAACUACUUGCCUUCGGCUGGACGACUGACUGUCGUUGUACUAAAAGCGUCGAACUUGGUUUCGUCUGACAAUAAAGGAUUGCCUGAUUCUUAUGUAAAGGUUGGUCUUACAUGUGGAUAUAAAAGAAUGAAAAAAAAGAAAACAUCAAUCAAAAAAGGAUCAAGGAACCCAGUAUGGAACGAAGCACUAAGUUUCGAUAUCUCAGAAGAAGACCUGAAACACUCUAGCCUUGUGGUUAAUGUUACCAACUGUCACCAUGGCAACUCCUCAUAUUUGGGUACGUGUAUCCUUGGUGAAAGUGAGAAUGGUAAAGAAUCUUCUCAUUGGGAAGACAUGAUACUUAACCCUAGAAAAUCUAUGGCCAUGUGGCAUAAUCUCCACUUAUGAUUGUUGUUUGUUUGAGCUGGAGUUGAAUGUAAUUUAAGGCAGCAUUUUGACGUAAUUCGUCUCUUUCUUUCUUUUUGUAAAAAAACGUAAAUUUGUUGUCAUUAUCAACAUUAAUUAAUGUCUGGUGCAAAACGAUGCAAUGGCUUUUCUGUCUGUACUUCUGUUAAAGGAGAAUAUCUUGUAAAUUUGAACCAGAACUGCUAUAUCGCCUUUAGUUUACAAUAUGCCGAAAGUACAUUGAAAAAUUAAACUAUUCUAUUAAUAUCAGUGUCAAUAUUUCCUCAGGCUAUAUAUAGCCUUAGCUGUAUUGUGGUUCAUUAUUCGGCCUGUAAGUUUUAGGAGAUUUUUUUCUUCUUUUUACUGUAUAUAAAUCUAUAUACUCUUUCAAGAUGGCAUUAGCAGAGAGUCUCUGGCUGUUUGGCCCCAAAACGACGCUAAUAGCGUAAGGCCGAUCUCUAUGGAAAAAUGAGCCAGAAAUCAGGAGAAUAAGUGUUUAGUGUCCGCAAAUACUAUCUCUAUGAGGAGUAAAAGCAUCUAAACAAGAGAACAGUAUAUUUCUUAUUAUGUUUUGUCUUUAAAUCUUCUGCUCACAUUAAUACAAUAAGAGUAUCUUGCAUUGUAAACAGUAUGUCAAGACACUGAUGGACAAUCAGUUGAAUAUAGUAACUAUAUGCUUAUACAUCGAUACACACACACACACACACAAAGAAGAUAAUUUGGCUGAAGUUCUUUAUCUGGUUAAAGAUUGAAUAAGUUUAUGCUAAGAAAACAGUUUGGAUGAGGAAUUUGAUCUGAAGUUGUUUAUCUGAUAAGAUCUAACUAGAUGCAUACAAAAACCACAGGGAGGUUUGGCACUAAAGUUACUUUAUCUUGAUAAGAUCUAACUAGAUGCAUACAAAAA